Heterostelium album PN500 is the source of this 1374-nucleotide messenger RNA. Its product is annotated as ankyrin repeat domain-containing protein. Bases 1 to 1374 code for a protein of 457 amino acids. The record is from RefSeq and is a predicted model, not a curated record. Lineage: Eukaryota; Evosea; Eumycetozoa; Acytosteliales; Acytosteliaceae. The transcript has 2 exons.
AUGAAUAAGAUAAUAUUUAUAAAACUAUUUAAUUUUAGAUUAAUUAGAGAUUUAAUAUUUGAAUAUGUUAGAGUAAUAUCAAAGCAGAUUGUAAAGAGUGAUAUGCUAAACACAUUGAAAUGGCAUCAAGUCAUAACGAUACCACAUCAAAUGGUUGCAUAUGGAUACUUUGAUCAAUUAAAGGAAUUUUACGAUGUAUGGCGUGCCGCUGCAAUGUCGAUACAGGUCAAUAGAAUCGAUAUUCUCAAGUUCUACAUCGAUCAAGUUAAGAUACCAACCGAUACGAGUACAUUGAUGAUCUAUGUUGCCAAGUAUGGACGUUUGGAGAUGAUGGAGUACUUACACUGGCGAGUACGUGAUUCUGGUUGGGAUUACCGAGACGCUCUAAAAAUGUCGCCAAACAGCAAGAAUUUUGAAGUUUUUAUAUGUUUCUUAAAGAAAUACUUGGCAAGUCAACAACAUUUAGGAUCUGACGACAGCCACCCAUUUUAUAGUUUAGAUAAUACCUUGAAGAUCACGUUUGAAUGUGCAUUGGAGGCUGGUCAGUUGGAAAUCAUGGAUUAUUUGUACAAUAAUUAUAACAUCGAUAUUCAUUCAGAGAAAAUAGUAGCGAUCCCACUUAAAGUUGGUGAUACCAGGUUAAUGGAGUGGCUGAUAGAUAGGAAUGUAGAUAUUUGGGGAUUAUACAGAGAUUGUUGUAUUCUAGAUCGAGCUCUUCUCUAUGGUAAUCUCGAACUUGGUAAGUGGAUCCAUGAGAAGCAUACUGGCAGCAGUAUCGAUACUGUCAUUGCAUCAGCGAAUGCAAUGGAUAAUGCAGUCCUUAGUAGAAGACAGGAUAUAGUUGAAUGGCUACACUAUAAUAGAAGUGAAGGUUGUACGCCUAGUGCUAUGGAUUAUGCUUCAUCGAUUGGAUCAAUCACUAUGCUGCAAUGGUUCCAUUGUAAUAGAACUGAAGGAUGUACAUUCUUGGCGUUAGACAAUGCAACUCAAAUGGGUAAUAUCGAUGCAGUUCGAUGGCUUCACGAGAAUCGUACUGAAGGUUGUUCAAUUAAUUCCUAUAUCAAUAGUAUUAGAAUGAAUUAUCUAGAGAUCUUUAAAUUCCUUCUAGAGAAUCGCUCGGAUUUCCCAAAAGAGAAAAUAGCGUCACUUAUAAUAUAUACAUUAAGAUAUUCAACCGAGUUUCUAUCUUACUUUUACGAAAACUAUCACUACACUGUAAACGAAAUAGAUAGUCACAUCAGAAAGGCAAUCAGUAACUCAAAUCAAUAUCAAUUAAAAUGGUUACUCAAACGACAUAUCGAUUUAUUCAAACAAAAUAAUAAUAAUAAUAAUAAUAAUAAUAAUGUAGAUAAUCUCAAUCGACUUGAUAUUUAA